CUCUCACAUUGUAACACUAACACUGUUUAUUCUUUAUGAUUUUAGCAUUUAGUCUGGGAUAUUUACGUUGGAAACAAGCUCAACUCUAAUCCUAACUUUUACGGGUGGUGAUCAUUGAUAAACUCUGAUUAUCAAAAGAGAAGAAGAGUUUGAAAAGAAGACAUAUAUCAAUGGGUAGACGAGUCACACGACGUGACCAAAUGCAAUACAAUACACUUCAUUUUUGCAAUCAUGUAUACUUAAUACAUAUCUUACUACUAACCAAAAUUUUGUCUCAAACGAAUGAUAGAUACUUAGAUAGAUAAAUGCACCUAUACAUGCAUAAUAGUAAUAUCUAACUCUGUAAGAUCAAGAAGAGAACUAUGAAGAGAUGGAUAAUACUUUAAGUAAUUGGGGAAAAUCAAUAAUUAAUGUAAUAAGAUUCGUGGGACGGCGGGAGCAAAGUCUGAGUGUGAGAGUAGUGUGUGUCAGACAGAGUCGAGAGCAAACCCAUUUUCUCUCUCAUACGAAGAAUCCAUCAAAGCAGCGAAGCCACACACCAAAUACGUGUGUAUCUCUCUCUUUUCUAUAUAUCCCACUAAAGUGAUCAUUUUUAAUUUUAUUUAAAAUUCUCUUUUUUCGUCUUCUUCUUGCUUUUUUUUUUUCUAAAAACCAGCUUUACCUUUCCACACACACAUACACCUUUCUUCUCUCUCUCCUUUUAGCUUCUUCUUCCUUCUCCUUUCGAUCAGCUUGAAAUUUAUUUUCAUAGCCAUGGACACUGCUAAAUGGCCUCAGGAGUUUGUUGUGAAGCCCAUGAACGAGAUCGUGACAAACACCUGCUUGAAACAGCCGAAUCCUGCUGCCGCUGCUGGUGCUGUGGCCGUAGAGCGGAAGGCAAGACCGGAGAGAGAUCAGGCUUUGAACUGUCCGAGAUGCAACUCCUUAAACACCAAGUUCUGUUACUACAACAACUACAGCCUGACGCAGCCCAGGUACUUCUGUAAGGACUGCAGGAGGUACUGGACCGAAGGUGGGUCCCUUAGGAACAUCCCCAUCGGCGGUGGCAUCAGGAAGAACAAGAGGUCUUCCUCCUCCUCUUCCUCCAAUUCCAAUUCCUCUUCACCCUCGUCCUCUUCUUCGUCUUCUAAGAAGGCUCUUUUGGCCAACACGCCACAUGCCAUCCCUAAGACUGGUGAGAAUGCACAGGAGCAGGCGGCUUCGGCUAAAGCUCGAGAGUUGGCCUUCUCUCAGGGUUUUGGGAACGCCCACGAGGUUAAAGAUCUCAACUUGGCCUUCUCUCAAGGGUUUGGGAUUGCUCACCAUCAUCACCAUCAGCAGAGUAUUCCUGAGUUUCUGCAAGUAGUUCCCAGCAGCAGCAUGAAGAGCAACCCGCUUGUCUCAACCUCAUCCGCUUUGGAGCUUUUAGGGAUCUCUAGCUCCCCAUCCAACUCCUCUAAUCCACGCCCUGCUUUCAUGACUUACCCUAAUGUCCACGAUCCAUCGGUUUACACAGCAGCAGCAGCAGCAGGGUUUGGUCUGAGUUUUCCACAGUUUCAAGAGUUUAUGAGACCAGCUUCGGGGUUCUCUCUUGAUGGAGGGUAUGGUGAGGGGUCCAGUGGCACUAAUCAUGGAAGGCCUUUGCUGCCAUUUGAGAGCCUGAAACUCCCAGUUUCAUCAUCAAGCACCAAUAGUGGUGGCAAUGGGAAUGGGAAUGAUCAUCAGCACAGUGAUCACGAACAUGAGAAAGAAGAAGCAGAAGCUGACCAGAGUGCUGGGUUUUGGAGUGGCAUGCUAGACGCUGGUGCUUCUGCUGCCUCUGCUGGUGGGUCAUGGCAAUAAUUAUUGUCGAGGAAAAAAGAAAGCUAAAGGUUUAAAAUUUUCAUCCAAAUUUUAAAAGAUGAGGUUUAACUAUACCACUGGGUGAUUACUAUAUUAGUCUCAUUUCCUUUGGUUUUGUUCUUAAUUAUUAACUUUGUUGAGUUGGGGAUGGAUACUGUAUGACUUUGUAUUUAACUCAAAUCUCAGUUCUUCUGUUCGGUACCUAAAAUGACUAGGAUGGUUUUGGCUUAAUAAAUAAAAAAUAAAUUCAUCAAAUAUAUAUAUAUAUAUAUAUAUAUGUUGUGGUUAGGUAUCAGCGCAUCACUAACCAUUUUAGCAACCAAA
Molecule: messenger RNA, 2145 nt
Organism: Thlaspi arvense
Lineage: Eukaryota; Viridiplantae; Streptophyta; Magnoliopsida; Brassicales; Brassicaceae
Source: the annotation of a GenBank genome assembly